UGAUUGGAUAAUUUCCACAAACUGGCUAAAAGAAAGCGUCCGAGAAGGGCUCACCUCCCGCUCCAUCUCCUCCGUUGCCUCCUCGCGCUCUGCAGCGGCGUCUCGAUCCCCGAGGUCGUCGCCUUCUUCAACCACAUUACCCCUUCCAUUGCUAAUUAGCUCCCUGUUAGUGAGAAUGGUGAUAUGUCUAUCAGAAUCCUAUGUGCUUCUGAGCUCAUUGGUUCAGUUAUUGGGAAAAGUGGGGCUAAUGUUAGGCGGGUAGAGGAGCAGACUGGUGCUCGCAUUAAAGUUCAAGAGAUUGACAAAGAUGCUUCUGGAGAAAGGCUGAUCAUUGUUUCAUCUAACGAGAUACCAACUGAACCAAUAUCCCCAACAAUUGAGGCACUCAUUUUGCUCCAUGAUAAAGUGAUUACUGAAAUGAGAAGACGAACUGGGGCUGAAAUUCGAGUUUACUGGAAGGCAGAUAAACCAAAAUACUUGUCUUUUGGUGAUGAACUUGUGCAGGUUGCAGGGCCUCCAGCUAUUGCAAGAGGAGCCCUCACAGAGAUUGGUUCAAGGCUUAGAACUAGGACUUUGAGAGAUACAAGUACUGCCAAUAAUCCUCCACCUUUUGCCCCUUCCGAUGAUCCUCCUGGAAUUCUGAACAAAGUGUAUAUGAAUAUUCUGCUCGCCUCUCCUCUCCUAAAGGCCAUUUUAAAGGACGCGACUGCAGUAUAG
Zea mays is the source of this 717-nucleotide messenger RNA. RefSeq names its product KH domain-containing protein At4g18375-like. Lineage: Eukaryota; Viridiplantae; Streptophyta; Magnoliopsida; Poales; Poaceae. Gene Ontology annotation, molecular function: RNA binding. The record is from RefSeq and is a predicted model, not a curated record. The coding region runs from base 184 to 717 and encodes 177 amino acids. The transcript is spliced from 4 exons.